Rhipicephalus sanguineus (brown dog tick) is the source of this 495-nucleotide messenger RNA. RefSeq names its product 40S ribosomal protein S27 (gene RpS27). NCBI's taxonomy places the organism in Eukaryota, Metazoa, Arthropoda, Arachnida, Ixodida, Ixodidae. Gene Ontology annotation, molecular function: RNA binding; structural constituent of ribosome. The transcript is spliced from 4 exons. The coding region runs from base 133 to 387 and encodes 84 amino acids. Gene Ontology annotation, cellular component: cytosolic small ribosomal subunit; ribosome. The record is from RefSeq and is a predicted model, not a curated record. Gene Ontology annotation, biological process: translation; ribosomal small subunit assembly.
UGCAAGACAACGACCGAAACCAAAAACUCAACUGAGGACAACAAGCCGCAUCGUGCUUCAAUCAAGCCCCUUUGCGUAAAUAAUUCGCCCCGUCUCUCAUCCUUUUCGCCGUGUGUACUCGAGUCGGCAAUCAUGCCUCUCGCUAAGGACUUGCUGAAUCCCUCGCCUGAGGAGGAGCGCAGGAAGUGCAAGCUAAAGCGGUUGGUCCAGCAUCCGAAGUCAUUCUUCAUGGACGUUAAAUGCCCUGGAUGCUACAAGAUCACUACAGUGUUCAGUCAUGCCCAGACAGUAGUGCUGUGUGUUGGAUGCUCCACAGUUCUUUGCCAGCCAACAGGGGGCCGGGCUAGGCUAACUGAAGGAUGUUCAUUCAGGAAAAAGCAGCACUAAGACCUACCACUCAGCUGUAAAAAGGGAAAUAAAAUGGUCCAGUACCACAUCCAAGCUGCUGUGCUUACAUCGUGUUUCCAAUAAACCGCUCUUUUGUUUAUGCCGUAA